UUUGCACUUCCCAGUGGAGAACAUAUAGCGUACGUAUGCUAUAUGUUCGGUGUGUUUAAUACGCUAGUCAGUCGCAUUCCUUACUCGAGGUUAAAGCCGUGCGAUUGGUCCGGAUCGGUAUGACGUCACUAGUCCACGACCGUUCGUGGUUCUUGAUAAUAAUGUGUUCAACAUUCAACAUGGCCGUGCGUAGUUGUUAGAGUGGUGUGUGUGUGUGCGCGCAGGAUUCAGUGGGGUUGAAUGGAUUUUAAUGCAAAAUAAUGCCUAGAAAAAGGAAUGGCGAAAUUCCACUGCCCGAUGGUUGGGAUUUCGGACGUGAUUACGACGGGAAAAUAUACUUUAUUGACCACAAUUCGAAGAAAACGACAUGGAUUGACCCGAGAGACAGAUAUACAAAACCACAGACGUUUGCAGACUGCAUUGGAAACGAAUUGCCUCUUGGAUGGGAAGAAGCGUAUGAUGGACAAAUUGGGCCGUAUUACAUUAACCACGUGAAUCAAUCAACACAACUGGAAGAUCCACGACAAGAAUGGAGGGCCGUUCAAGAGGCAAUGCUGAGGGACUAUUUGCAAACUGCUCAAGAUGUUUUAGAGGCUAAGAAAGAUAUUUACCAAGUGAAAUCCCAAAGACUUAUGCUGGCACAGGACGAGUACAACCACCUCAACAACGAGCUGGCAACAUUAACAACGUCGCGAACCAGCUUAUGUUCGACAACGAGCAUAAUCAGUACCAAGUACGACCCGGACCUGCUCAAAUCCGACGUGGCCAUGGCCAAAAACCGCGUAUCCAGACUGAAAUCGGAGCUGGAGCAAAUCCGAAACGAAAUGAAUUUCACCCAAAGAGGAGUGGAGACUUUGGCCAAUGUGGAGCAGAAACUUAGCAUGGGUCAAGGUACGUGCUACAACAUAGCAGAAGCGCAAGCGAUCAUGGCCGAACUGAGAAACAUCCAAAAAUCGCUGUCGUCGGGAGAAAAGGAAAAGGCUGAACUGAUGCAAUCGCUGGCCAAGCUGAAAGACGACCUAACGCGAUUGCAGCUGUCCGAGAGCUCGCCGGACGUGUCCACCCUAAGCCUACCUCAAGAGAAACUAAGCACUGCAUCUCAGACUGAUCUAUCGUGUGAACUAGUCCCAAUUGGCACCAGGUUGGCUGAAAUGGCGAAAAUGCGCCUUGAGUACGAUGAGGCUCGCAAGCGCAUCCAAACCAUCCAACAGAAACUGGCCGAUCUGGAAGAAAAAGUGCAACCAGGACAGGCCGAGUCGGACAAGGACAGACUGUUACUUUUCCAGGAAAAGGAACAGCUGCUUAGAGAGUUGCGAAGCAUCACGCCUCGCAUGCGCUCGAAGGAGGAGAUGUGCGAUAUUCAGCAGGAGUGUCGAAGACUGGAGCAGGACCUGAACAACGCCCUGGAAAUGUCCAAUAGGGCAAUUGCCGAUAGACUGAGACUGCACGAAGAGAAGCAGCUGCUGCUGCAGCAGCUCAAGGAUGGCUUGAAACAGAUGACGCAUCUGGAGUCUCAGUUGAAGACUCUGUCGGCAAGCACGCUGUCAGUGAGCAGCAGCAGUAGCUUAGGAUCCCUGUCUACGACGAGUAGCAAGGGUUCGCUGAGCUCCGGUCUGAGUUUCACGGACAUUUAUGGCGGACCGCAAUGCAUCGGCGCUUCCAACGUGGACAUGGCAGAUUUGCAUCGUCGCGUAGAACGCCUGCUGAAGAACGACAAUUCGCAUAUUCCAUCGCCGGUGCGAUCACAACCUUCACUAUCACCGAGAAGUUCGCUGUCAUCCGUAUCGCCGCCAGUGUCUCCGAUGUACGAAAACCUGCCCUGUCUCCUACCGCCACCCACAUACGAGCAGGUGGAAAAGGACCGGAAGUUGCAGUCGGAUCAACUGGUCGAACUGCGGAUACCCAGCAAUGGCAGCAACGAGUACAUCAACUACAUGCCACCAAGGGUGUCCAUCCCUAGUCUAUCGCCCCUCACCGAUCUUUUGGAAGCGCAGGCCACCAACAUGUCGCAAGGCUCCGGCUUAGGCAGGCCCAGCCGCUACUCAUACGAAAGCUCAGGCGAGGCCCCCUUGUCUCCUAUAUCGGAAACUCCACCACCCGUCCUGGACCAGAUGUUGGACGAGAUGUUGCAAGGCCCCGCGCUUUCGCGCACCUCCUCAUCGGGCACCAAUACGCGCUCGGUCUCAGCAGCGGUCAGCGACGAAUCGGUGGCCGGCGAUUCUGGAGUCUUUGAGGCCUCUAAUCGAAGAAGGGCAUCGGGUGUGUUCGGGUCCAGUCUGGACAGUGACACGGCGCAAGUACAAAUUAAGAUAAGAUAUGUGGUCAACGAUGGCAUUCUGAACGUUACAAUGGAAAAGGCGAGGAACUUGAGUGCCCUGUUCAUACCGGAUGCAUCUGAAGUACAUAUAAAAGCGGCCCUUCUGCCGGCAAGCCCGCCGCAGACAUUCAGCUCGAAGCCAGUGAAGGACCUGAGAAAAUCAACUUUUGGUGACAUAUUCAACAUUCCAGUGCCCGCCAACAAGAUAUGCACUAAGACGUUACAGGUGAACGUAUGGAGUCGAUUCGAUGGACAGCCCGAUAUUUGCGUGGGAUGCGCGCAAGUGAGCCUGGCCGACUUUAACGUGCAAGCAACGACGCAGAAAUGGUACAACAUCCUCAGCCUAUUGGAGGAGCCGCAGUACGUGGAGCAGUCGAUCAAGCAAAAAGCCGAUCGACACUUAGAGAGCAGAGAGAAGCAGGAAAUGAUGGACAGGCAAACAGGCAAGGAGGAGAGUUCUGAUGACUCCACCAUAAUCUCCUCCCAGACCAGCACGCUGACGAGAAACCAGGAAACUGUGGUUCCGACGGGCAUUAAUCUGAAUUUCGACGAGUUGUACAACUGCCUGAAAACAACCGCUGAGUACGACAGCGCUGAUGACUCUGAGGAGGACGAUAUCGAGGAGGAGGAGGAGGAGGAAGAGGCCCGGCCGCUUGAGUUCCGGCCGAACGAAAAGUUAGACGUCGUACACGAGCACGACAUCGACGAGGAGCGGUAUCUUGACAAGCAAACCAACACCGAAUGCGCAUUCUACCCGGAACAAGCCAAGCAAAUGAAACUGGCUGCGCAGAGCGGUCUGGAUGAUCGGGGGCCAAUCAAGCGCAGCCAAACAUUCUCACCUAGUGCUCACGUGUCGAAGCACGAAUACAUCUGCAAACUGAACCGCAGCGACAGCGACAGCGCAAUGCCGCUCUACAGGCGAGGCAGCAAACCUUUCGAGCGGCAUGCGGUCGAGCGCAGAUCGCUGAGAUACCGAAGACCGUCCUGCUCGAUGGCGCAGCUGAGCACCAGCAAGUCGCAGUCGCAUAUUCCCCAAACUCCCCGAACCUCCAUUGACCUGGAGCUGGAUCUGCAGGCGCAACACACCCGCCUCGAAACCCUCACUUCAGAGGUGCUGAGGUUGCGCGAACUGAAACAGCGCCUGGAGGUUGCCAAAGAGCAGGGCAACACGGAGUUCACCGCUUUCAUGCUGGAGAAUCAGCAGUUCCAGAGUCUGGUGGCGGAGGCCGAGCGACCGACCAAAACGCAAGAGGAAAAGCGGGUGGAAAAAAUGCUGCGCAAGGUCUCGCGCGAGAUUUACAAGCUGCGCAAAACGAAAGCAGGCAAUGGAAAGCCCGACAUUAUUUCCUUCAAGGAGAAGAUGGCGUUCUUCACGAGAACACAGAUGACUGUGCCGUUUUUGCCCGACGAAGAGUCUUCCCCAGCCAAUCCAGAACAAAGCAGUAAGGACAGUGAUAGCAUAGAGGGCAAGGAGGCAGGCCUCGCAUCUGACUACGUCGUUGACCGAACUUUGGGUGUAGAGGUGUGAAGCCUGUCUGUGUGUAGUUGAUAUUUAUUUUCCUUUUAAUUUAUCGACAUUGACUAGUUAGAGCAAGUUUAGGUUAUUGUUCUUCCAAACAGUGUCCCUAUGCAGUAGAAACCAAUUUUAAAUGUGAUGUAGCAGUGCCUUUAGAUCUGAUCAAAUUUUCAAUAUACUCAGCAAAAAGUUUCGUCGACGUUUAAGUGAGUUGGACAAGUGCGGUGAGUCUGGACGAAACUAAACUUCAAUCGACAGUGCGUUGAUCUAGUAAUUAAUUGUUACUCUUUCAAUCUUAUAGGAUGGAAUAAGUGCGCAUGGUUAGCGCGGUUCACUGUUAUAUUUUAGUACAAUCUCUUUUAUACUUUGUUACCAUACUCUUAUAAUAUUGUUAACAUGGAAUUGUUCGCGAGAAGCCUUUGGCGCUUUUUUUGAAUGAUACAAACUUUGACACUUCAAAAGCCAUAGCUUUUUUGGUGCCUUUGGCGAACACCAUUUGGACCACCGUUUCGUCUGUACAGACCCAAACUGUUCGUCAUAGGCACGUAAAGGGGCCCUUUAUACACGUCAACUAUAUUAGUUGACUUUAUUUUUGUUAUUUAGCUUUCUCAUAUAAAAUAUGGUUAUUCGUGAUUUUUUUAUAAUGUACAUUAUGUAAAUAAUAAUUAUUAUAUUAAUUUUAAAAUGUAAUAUACAAAGAGUUAGUUGAUGUUUGUAAAAACAAAAUAUACAUUCUAAAUUGGA
Molecule: messenger RNA, 4577 nt
Organism: Dendroctonus ponderosae (mountain pine beetle)
Lineage: Eukaryota; Metazoa; Arthropoda; Insecta; Coleoptera; Curculionidae
Gene: kibra
Product: protein kibra
Exons: 10
Coding region: 261-3845 (1194 amino acids)
Biological process (GO): negative regulation of organ growth; regulation of DNA-templated transcription; regulation of hippo signaling
Cellular component (GO): cytoplasm
Molecular function (GO): kinase binding; molecular adaptor activity
Source: RefSeq, a predicted model, not a curated record